GAAAAUCGUGCUCGGGUCAGACCACGUGUCGUCCGUCCACCCCCUCAUGAUCGCCACUUGUCUCUCUCAUCUCCCAUCUUUCCUCUCUCUAUCAAUCCCGCCCGUCCCCCCCGCCAGGCCCAUUUCCGUCAUUCCACCAAGAAGCCAAAGACCCAGAAGGGACCCCAGCACAGCAACACCCAUCUUCCCUGCCUGCCCCUGCUCCCAUUCUUUUCGAUUCAAUUCUUCCCGACAGAAAAAUCCCAACUUCUUCUUUGGGUAUUCUUGCUGCUCGGUGCAUUCUUGUUCUCGUGACCCAUCCAGCCAGAGUUUCUGGAAAGUUAAGAAUUUUUUUAGCAAAGUGAGGUUGGAUCGAACCACCGAUCAAUCAAUUAAUCAAUCAGUCGGAAGAAGGGAGGAUAAGAAAAAAAUGUCCCAUUUUUGGAUUUGGGUUUCUGCUGCUAAUGCUUCUCGGAGCAGUUCUAGGCUUGCUCUGAUUGAGUGAAUCAUGGGUCUGUCGUCGUGGGUGUUGCUGAAUUGUCAGAGCACGAGGGUAGUUCUUGAUCUUCUGUUUCAUCGGCGGGGAGGAGGGUAUAGUCGCUGAGACUGUGCUGGGUUCCGCUCGAUUGUGUGUUAUGUGCGGUCUUGGGACUGAGAAGGAUAGCAUGGGAGAAGCUGAAGAGGGUAGGAGGAGUAACACUAACAGCAGCAUGACGCAGAACUUGUCCCUGCAAUUGGACAAAUACCCGAGAGAUCUGUUGCAGAGGUUCAUGUCGAGCACUCACCAAUCGGAUUACGCCACGGCCGACGAAGAGACCGAGGACCUCGAGCUGAAUCUUGGGCUGUCGCUGGGCGGUCGGUUCGGGGUCGACAAGAGCCCCAGGAGCAAGCUCAUCAGAUCGUCCUCUAUAGCCGGGUUCAUCCCCCUCCCGGGCCCACAGGGCGAGGAGUCGCCCACCCCGCCGCGUGGCUCGUACCCGCCGCUCAUGAGGACGGCGUCCCUCCCGACUGAGACGGAGGAGGAGUGGAGGAAGAGGAAGGAGCUACAAACGCUGAGGCGAAUGGCGGCCAAGAAGCGGCGCUCCGAGAAGCAGAGGAGCUUGAAUUCCAAGGCCGAGAAGGAAGGUGGUGGAGGAGGUGGAGAGGAGACGGGGGCGUCGGGGAGGGCUUCUAAUGCAGUCGCCCCGCCCUUCGGGCUGUCGAGCUGGUCUCAGGCGGUUUUGGGGGGCAGUAGCGGCGACGGAGGUGGAGCUAAGGGGAAAGAUGGGGUUUUGGGGAGCAGCGGAGGCAGUGGAGUUCUAGGGUUUGGGCCACAGACUUCGCAGGGGUCCGCCGAAUCACAGGGAGGGAGCUCGUCGGGGAUGUCGGAAUCCGAUGGUAGACUGAAACAAGGGUCGGGCGGUUGCAGUGGAGCAAGAAGCCCUGUGGGCCAGCUUCUGCAGGAUCGAAUCGGCAAUGAGUCUGCUGGCUCCUCGGGCGCCAGGAAGAGCGAGAGCUUGGCCCGGGCUUCAAGACAGGACACGCUGAGCCCAUCCAAGAGACCCGAGCCUGCGGAAAACCGGGGGAAGGAAAUUGGCAUAAAUGCGAUGGAAGACAUGCCGUGUGUCUUCACCAAAGGGGAUGGGCCCAACGGGAAGAGAAUUGAAGGAAUACUAUACAAGUACGGGAAGGGAGAGGAGGUUAGGAUAAUGUGCGUGUGUCAUGGGAGUUUUCUCUCACCCGCCGAGUUUGUUAAGCAUGCUGGCGGUGGCGAUGUGGCACAUCCUCUUAGGCAUAUAGUUAUAAACUCGAACCCAACUUUUAUGAGGUAGCGCGGGAUCCUGAGAUAAAUAGAGGGGACCCGCUGAAGGAGAUAUAGAGUAGAGUUAAAUGUAGGCUUCUGCUGUGAGAAAGACGAGGGGAAGUGAACGAGUUGGCCCGAGGGAAAUGGAAGGGGAAGUAUGCAAUGUUCAUUGGACUGUACCAUCUGCAUUGUUCUGAUAUUGGUUUUCUAGGAAAUUCUUUUCUUUGUCUUA
Molecule: messenger RNA, 1994 nt
Organism: Punica granatum (pomegranate)
Lineage: Eukaryota; Viridiplantae; Streptophyta; Magnoliopsida; Myrtales; Lythraceae
Source: RefSeq, a predicted model, not a curated record